AACGCCGAGAAAAUUCGAUCGUUUGAUUUGUGAAUAAUUCCUCAAACAAGUCAUAUUUUGCUUGUGAAGUUGUGUGCUGAAUCCUUCAGUCGGUGGGAGGACAACAGAGGAACCGAAACGGAAAUAUGAAUCGGAAUUCAUACGACGGAGACGUAACGACAUGGAGUCCUCAGGGACGCCUGUUCCAAGUGGACUACGCCAUGGAGGCCGUUAAACAGGGCCCAGCAACUAUUGGGCUUCGCUCCGAGACGCAUGCUGUUCUCGUCAGCUUAACGCGCUCCUCCUCAGAGUUGGCAUCGCAUCUGCAGAAAUUCCGUCGCAUCGAUGAUCAUGUUGGUAUUUCCUACUCCGGCUUGAUGUCUGAUGCACGACUUCUCGGGAAAUUCAUGCGUACUGAAAGUCUAAACUUCCGGUGGUCUCUCUCGGAGCCAGUUCCCAUUGGUUAUUUGGUCAACACCGUUGGGCAAAAACUGCAGAAGCCUACCCAGAUGUACGGUAGCAGGCCCUAUGGUGUUGGAAUACUGGUCGCCGGUUACGAUAGAGACGGCCCUCAUAUCUUCCAGACAUGUCCCUCAGCUAAUUACUAUGAGUGCAAGGCCAUGGCUAUUGGAGCUCGUUCACAGUCUGCUCGUACUUACCUGGAGAAGCACUUCAAGACCUUCCCAGAUUGUGAGCCCGACCAGCUCAUUCGCCACGGCCUCCGUGCUCUGCGUGAUUGUCUGCGAAACGAAGCAGAACUCAGCACACUGAACUGCUCUGUAGCCAUUGUUGGCAAAGACGUUCCCUUCACCAUCUACGCCAAUGAGUCAGUCAAGCCAUACCUUGAUAGUAUUGAUGAGACUGGUCCCACCGCUGCAGCUGCGCCCGCCGCCGCCGCUGACGCUCCAGCAGCAGAGGGCGCUGGCGCACCUGAAGAGGCAAUGGAGUCAUGAUGAUUGGCAAUCUCACGUUAGGGUCAUGUUUUUUUUUCUUCCCGCCGCAUAUGAAUUCACAUUGCAAACUAUCUGCCAUAGUUUUAUUUCGCUCCGGCCAUUAUAGUUGUAGCGUUUUUUACAGCCGCCCGCAUGUAACAUACACCAUCCCCUGCACCAGCAUCCCAGAAGACCAUUUUAUGUUUCGUUUUUUCUUCUUCUCUCGUUUCAUUCUGAUCUUUACAGUCAUUUAAAAAAACGUAUCUAAUUCUGUUAUGUACAUAAUAUUGUAUGCAUGGAUUGAGUUAGAACAGUGUGCUGCCAGCAGCCCCGGUCCGAUGGCUGUGCUAUUAUAGAAAUUUCUGAGAAGCUGCUGCUCUGCGUCAUGCUUCGUCA
Molecule: messenger RNA, 1307 nt
Organism: Sycon ciliatum
Lineage: Eukaryota; Metazoa; Porifera; Calcarea; Leucosolenida; Sycettidae
Product: proteasome subunit alpha type-1-like
Exons: 11
Coding region: 126-932 (268 amino acids)
Biological process (GO): ubiquitin-dependent protein catabolic process; proteasomal protein catabolic process
Cellular component (GO): nucleus; proteasome core complex, alpha-subunit complex; proteasome core complex
Source: RefSeq, a predicted model, not a curated record